Messenger RNA from Penaeus vannamei (Pacific white shrimp), 753 nucleotides. The record is from RefSeq and is a predicted model, not a curated record. NCBI's taxonomy places the organism in Eukaryota, Metazoa, Arthropoda, Malacostraca, Decapoda, Penaeidae.
GUGAACUCGAAGCGGGUGAGACAAGCGCUCGCCCACGUGGAGCAAUACAUACAAUCGUGUUGCCAUGACGACCUCGAUUCACCCCCGCCCACGACCCUGCGAGAUCACGAGUGGGACGGACUCCUCGCCGCCCACUAUAGGAUCGUGCACAUGGACAAGAAGAUCAAGAUUUCGUCGGCGUCGCAGUUGCAGACCCUCGUGAAGGAGUGCGAAUCUGCCCUCCGCCGCGUAGAGCCCUUCUGGCCACAGCUGGCGAUGGACGGCCUGAGGAACCUGUGGAUAGUGAAACCAGGGGCGCAGUCCAGGGGUCGCGGGAUCUUCAUGAUGAACCACCUGGAGGAGAUCCUGUCGCUGGUGCAGUCGCCGCUCAUCUACGAGACCAAGUAUGUCGUCCAGAAGUACAUAGAGCGGCCACUGCUGAUCCACAACACGAAAUUCGACAUCAGACAGUGGUUUAUGGUAACCGACUGGAACCCUCUCCACGUGUGGGUUUACAAAGAAUGCUACCUACGCUUCUGCUCGCAACAGUACGACCUCACCAACAACAACGAGGCGAUCCAUCUGAGCAACAACGCCAUCCAGUGCAAGUAUUUAAACGGCGAGAGGAGCGGCGAGUUGCCAGAUGAGAAUAUGUGGGACUGUUAUCAGUUCAAGGAGUAUCUCAGCGUUGCUCAUAAAAAGCGCAGGAUUUACAUUCGUCAUGUAGGUCCCGAAGAUAUGUAUAUGGGCAAAAAGAAAAUUUCACAGGGCUAA